Molecule: messenger RNA, 430 nt
Organism: Porites evermanni
Lineage: Eukaryota; Metazoa; Cnidaria; Anthozoa; Scleractinia; Poritidae
Source: the annotation of a GenBank genome assembly
GCCAAGCUCUCUUUCUCAGGGACAUUGAUUGAACAUGUGAGCGAGCUUUUAAAAAAUGAUCCGUCUUAUGACCUUAGUGAAUGUGUCAAAAUCAACAUAAGUGAUGGGGCAUAAAUGUCCAGAAGCAAUAACUUCAUGAUCCUUUUCUUCAAGCCUUCUUCAAAAAAGAAGAAAAGGAAACAGAAUAAUAGCAGCUGUUAAUGGUCCAGAAAAGUAAGACACCAUGGAACACUCUUUCUCAUCAGCCAUCAAAGAAAUCCACUCUGUUUUGGAAGCUGGCUCAUUGAGGUUGAUGGGGAAAGAAGUGAAAAUUGAAAUUUUUCUGGGAGAAUAUUACAAGUUUGCUCUCAUGGCCAGGGAACUUAGUGGAGCCACAUCUACUUAUGCUCGUCUUUGGUGCCUGAUUCAUAAGGUGGAUCGAUGGAACACU